This is a messenger RNA of Lottia gigantea (owl limpet), 708 nucleotides long. RefSeq lists its product as hypothetical. Gene Ontology annotation, molecular function: protein binding. NCBI's taxonomy places the organism in Eukaryota, Metazoa, Mollusca, Gastropoda, Lottiidae. The record is from RefSeq and is a predicted model, not a curated record. The transcript is spliced from 6 exons. The annotation marks the transcript as partial. Gene Ontology annotation, cellular component: Set1C/COMPASS complex.
GAAUUUGAUGGAACAUUAGAUUGUGUUAGUAUUGCCAUAACUUGUGCUUUUAAUCGUCAUGGUACCCUAUUAGCUGUUGGUUGUAAUGAUGGAAGGAUUGUUAUUUGGGAUUUCCUCACACGAGGCAUUGCUAAAGUUAUUAAUGCACAUGUUCAUCCUGUUUGUUCCAUAAGUUGGAGUCGAGAUGGUCACAAACUACUCAGUGCUGCUACUGAUAAUACUGUUUCACUGUGGUCAGUGAUGACUGGUGAUUGUGAUAAAAUAUUCAGAUUCCCUUCUCCUGUUUUGAAAGUUCAGUUUCAUCCUCGAGACAAUGCCAGGUUUUUGGUAUGUCCUAUGAAACAUGCUGCAGUGUUUAUGAAUGUAAAUGGAACUCAUCAAACAGUACCUCUUGAUGAUGAUUCUGAUUUAAAUAUUGUGGCAUCAUUUGAUAGAAGAGGAAAAUAUAUUUAUACUGGUAAUGCUAAAGGAAGGAUAUUAGUAUUCACAAUAAAAAAAUUAGAAAUUGUAGCAUCAUUUAAAGUUACUACUGGUACUCUUAAUACAACAGCUAUUAAAUCAAUAGAAUUUGCUCGGAGAGGAGAUUGUUUUCUGGUGAAUUCUGCAGAUCGUAUUAUCCGAGUAUAUGAAUCUGGUGAAAUUUUAGCUUGUGGUAGAGCAGGAGAACCAGAACCAAUACAGAAAUUACAAGAUUUAGUUAACAAGUAA